Chara braunii is the source of this 2147-nucleotide messenger RNA. NCBI's taxonomy places the organism in Eukaryota, Viridiplantae, Streptophyta, Charophyceae, Charales, Characeae. The record is from the annotation of a GenBank genome assembly.
GUCGGGCUGUAACAGUUGACUAGAAUACCUAACUGCAUCUUCUGGCGGUCCAAUGGAACCCGACACGAUGGGGCCACAACCGACCACGGGCGAAGCGGGAGAGGAGUACAGGACAUCGCCUGAUCGAGCUCUGAGGGAUCUGAAGGAACGAAUUAGGCGAGAAACACCGCUGAGACGGGCUGACCAAACCAAUGACGAAGGGCCCGACGUAAGGGGCGAACCAGUUGCGACAGAGCCGCAGGAGACUCUAAAGACGGGUACCUCGAGCGGACGACGAGAAGCAACGAGGCGACGCUCCCCCGAGUACAAGCGGAGGGACACCAUAGCGGAUAGGCACGGAGACAACUGGAGAGAGAGUUUGAGGGAUUCCUAUUGGAGGGAUAGAGAUAGAGACAGGCCGCCGCCCAGGCGAGUCUUCGACCCCCAGACAGGAGAGUUACAUCCGCUCCCUUACGAGAGCAAGGAUCGCUAUAUUAUUACGCACAAGGCCUCAGAGCCUCCUAUCUUCAGGGGCUAUGGUAUCACAKAAUAUCUGGAGAAGUGGGAGCUUCACGCCAGCAGGAGUCAGUGGUCGGAGGAAGAGAUUAUAGAGAACUUCCUAUUUAAUAGGGACCCAAGUCUCGGUAGGGAAGUAAAAGAAGCUCGACCGAAGGAUGGAAAAUGGACUACGUACAAGAAGAACCUCGUUGAGCUUUACAAAUUGGAGGAUAACAAGUAUUCCAUCAAGGACCUUGAAACAAUGACUCAAGAUGAAGAUGAGAGCGUACGGGCAUUUGGGAUGCGUUUCCAGAAAAUCUCUGACGUGCUGAUGAAGAAGGGGAAGAUCUCAGAGGUUGAGCGCUGUAGUAUCUUCAUCGGACACUUGUCCAAAGGUAGGCAAAAGAGUAUACUUAGAGAUCUUCCGCGCGAAAGGCUUGAUUUCUCAGAAGUGCUAAAGCUCGUGAUAAAGGCAGAGGCAGACGAUUACAAGGACUUGGUGUGGAGAGGGAUGACGAGACGUGACUUCUCUCUCUACAAGGAGUAUGCCACUGAUAGAUGUCCUGAUUUCAAGGACUAUCCCUGGUCGGAGAAGAAUGAGGCCGUGGCUGAGGAAGUGAAGGAAAAACGGGACAUGGUGAAGGGAUUGACGAGAGAGGUUACAGAGAUUGUGACCACUACAAGGGCCACGGCCUACCGAGAUAAACCUGGAGGGAACUCAUGCGUCUACUAUAGAGGAGAAGAUCAUAUCAACAAGGAUUGCCCGGACCUCAAACGGGCAAUAGAUGAGGGACUUGUCAUGCUUGACGACCGCAAGUACGUCAAGUGGGCAGAUGGUCUGGGAGAUGUAUCGAUGUUCCCUUCGAUGAAGAAGAAUGUCGAAGCAAGGAGAGUAAAGCCGAGUAAAGAAAAGGAGCCGGUCAGGAGCCAGAGCAUCAAGAUAACCUUUGAGGGGGAUAUGGCGACCACACCCAUAAGGGUGCCAGCCUCCAAGUUGGCGAGAGGGUCUACAUCGAAGAAGACUGACACGGAUUACGUGAUGACGGAGAAGGACGGGCAGCGGGUCGAUGGAGAGAAGGUUAUCCUUUCGUCGCGAAAGAGGGGAGUGAAGAAGUUCUUAAUGAAGAGUUCGCUGGACGAGAUUGACACGGUCGAGCCACUGAGGCGGGCCCUUCGGCAACCCAUGCAGUGCUCUAUUCUAGAGUACCUGGCGGCAUCGAAGCCGGCUCGUGAUGAGUUACAGAUGAUCACGCGGAAGACUCGCAUACCUCUAUCGGAGGAGGGUCAGGGGGCCCCUAAGGCGGAAGCUUCUACAGUAGUAGUAACGGGGAUGACUGCCAGAGCGGAUCGCAUGGCGAGAGUCCUUCUCGAUGAAAUAGAAGGUGUGCCUCCAGACAAAUUUUAUAUACUUGGUAGUGGGGCAGUGGAGACAAUUAUAAACGAUGGAGCGGUACUCGAUGCUGUGAUCGAUAACGACAGUGAGGCUGUCAUCAUAGACGAGGACUUGGCAGUACAGGUUGGACUAGGCCUCGAUAGGUCAUACCUAUUCAAGAUAGAGACGACUGAUGGGAGAAAGCAACAGAUCACUGGGUUUGUCACAAGGCAGCCAUAGAGGUCCAAGGGGUACGAGUGACCCUGCCUGUCUUUGCAGUCAAGAACUGCAACUCCGA